Molecule: messenger RNA, 1069 nt
Organism: Cladocopium goreaui
Lineage: Eukaryota; Dinophyceae; Suessiales; Symbiodiniaceae
Source: the annotation of a GenBank genome assembly
GCAAAGUUGGGGCGGGUGAGCGACACCGGAGGCCGCACCGCGGAGCCAUGAAAAAGGCGUUGGGAAAUGCCAUUGGAUUUCUGGGACGCAUGUCGUCCCAGUUCACCCUGAUCAUUGGCGUCGUCUAUUUAUAUUAUCACCACCCGAAGCUGAACCUGAAGUAUGAAUCCUGCAGCUUCGAGGAUGAACCAGGAGCCAAAUGGGUGGAUUGCAAUCAAGAAUGGGCCUCCAAUUUUGGUUUGCCGGCGCUGCCCAACAUGACGACGUUGUUCGUGGGCCUCUUUGGUAUUUUCAUGUACCGACCAGUGCUGCUACAGGUCCAAGGUUUCCCAAAGAACUUCGUGCAGUAUGGGAUUUUCCUCUUCGUCCAGGGUUUCUUCGCGAACUUUGGCUACUGCGGCAAGUUGGGAGUCGUGAACGGUUUCUUCUCCAUCUUUGUGGCCGUCCUCGCAUUCAUUGCUCAAGUCACAGGAUUGGAGGCAGACCGUAUGUUGAAGAUCAAGGGGCACAAGGUGGUGGACUGUGUGGCGGAUGAGCAAGAUGUUUCCAGGUCCUUGUCUGAGGCUGCAAUCAAGGAUUACUAUCCUUGGACCAUCAUGUCUGUGUUCUUCUGCCCAAUACUGGGUGGCAUGGGUGUCUACGAAUCCUACCAGGUCAAGAACCUGAAGAAGGCCAAAGAGCUGGAUGGUGCUCGCUUAGCUUCUCAAAACGCCGCCAAGUGGGGCUUGUGGGCCAUUAUGGUGGGAAUGGUCUUGAUCGGCUCGUUAACCAUCAUUGGUGUGACCAAUCUUCCACCUGCCGUCGUUGCAUCUGCAGAUGAUGACGACGAAGACCAGUACGGCUACGGCGACGACGACGACGGCGACGGUGACGACGCCGACGGCGACGCCGACGGCGACGGCGAUGCGGAUGAUGCCGCUGAUACCGAAAGGCGUUUGCGGGAGUUCCUGGGCGCUAAGACAGUGAUGGCCGCAGAUGUCUUCGGGCAAUGAGAGAGGUUGCAGUGCUGUGCACUGCGGCACGGAAAAUCGUGCCGGAAAUAGAGGACUUGGCCCAGCAACAUGGGGAC